Molecule: messenger RNA, 1735 nt
Organism: Esox lucius (northern pike)
Lineage: Eukaryota; Metazoa; Chordata; Actinopteri; Esociformes; Esocidae
Gene: lyve1a
Product: lymphatic vessel endothelial hyaluronic receptor 1a
Exons: 7
Coding region: 159-1166 (335 amino acids)
Biological process (GO): cell adhesion
Cellular component (GO): plasma membrane
Molecular function (GO): hyaluronic acid binding; transmembrane signaling receptor activity
Source: RefSeq, a predicted model, not a curated record
CUAAACUGGGGGCUCUGGAGUAUCUCUCCUUGUGUCCCCAUCUCUGUCGCCGCUCAAAACCCCAGCGAACGAGAAAGCCAGCGGUGUCUUCACUCUGACCCUCUUCUCCUAGUGUUCCGCUGUGUGCGUGGGUAUCCACCUGCUAACAACUUGCUUGUAUGACACACAGUGGACCACUUGUCCCUCAGUUCUCUGUUUCUGACAGCUCAAAACAGCUCAUAACCAUGAUACAGGUUUGGAUCCUUUCUCUGCUCCUGAAUCUGUCUCUGGCCUUCUCAAAGCUACAUGUUGAUCCUAGCAAAUUCCAUGCAUUCCCAAAGGACCACAUUGCUGGGGUGUUUCAGGUCCACUACAAAAAUCAAAUCAACCAGCUUACCUAUGCCUUUAAUGCCUCUGAGGCCAGGGAUGUGUGCUCAUUUCUUGGUGUAACCUUGGCCUCGAUUGCUCAGGUUGAAGAGGCUCAAAAACAAGGAUUGGAAACAUGCAGGUUUGGAUGGAUUGAUGAACAUUUUGCAGUGAUCCCUCGGAUUUUGCCCAGUUUAAGCUGUGGUAAAAACCAGACUGGUGUCAUCAAAUGGAGAGCCCCUGUCACCACACUGUUUGAUGUCUUCUGCUUCAAUAUUUCAGCGAUACAUUUGGAGGAUACCACAGCUGAUAGCCUUUUGACUACACAGGAGCAACUGGAGGGACCACGUCCUCCUUCUUCAGGAGUGACCUCAUCCCCCCCUACCUCCAUCUCUACAACAAUCAGUCAUCUUCCCCGAUCUACACACUCUGCUCAGCCCACGUCUCCUUCCUCCCUUUUCCCUCUCAGUGUCUCUCCCUCUGCCUCUAUCCAUCACUCUGAUAACCCAGAGGAGGUACACCCGUCCUUGAGCAACAAAAGGUUUUUAAUUGGAGCGGUACCAACAGUGUUACUUAUCACCUUUGCUUUUGUUAUUCUUCUGACUGCAAUGGCCAUUCUCUGGUACUUCAGAAAGGGGCAGAAGAAAGACUACACUGAGACUGAGGAUUGGAAACACACCUGUAUGAAAGAAACUAAGAAUCAGCAGAAUGAAUCUGCAACAGAGCCUGAUGACGAAGUGUGCAAAGAGAUUGCCAAGGAUGUCAGAGUGAACAUCCGUGAUGACACCAACACAAAAUACACAUCAGAGAUAGAGCCUUGAUGCAUUAGAAAAGGCCAAAGAUAUGUGCUUGCUGCUUUCUCUACAGUUAUGCUUGUGAGUUUCAAAGUUUGUUAUUGUUUAGCAGUUUGUACAUAAUGUGCAUAGUUUUUUUUUAAAUAUCUUUAUAGAAUAAGCGAUCCUUAAAACUAUCCUCCAAAAAGUACUUAUUUUCUCUUUUUUUGUUGGUCACAUCAAUACAGAUUGUUUGAGAUUUUUCAUUUUAUAUUCUAGCCACUACAUAGGAUGUCAACAAGAUGUCAACAUAGGAUUGUCGCUGUGUUAUGUAGCUGUGUACAUAUUUUCUGCCAUGCAGAUCAUUGACUUUAGAUAGACAGCAUGCCAGAGCCACUACUAAUAAAUUAUGUUUAAAUCCUAACUCCAAUCUUGAACUGCUAUAAUGCAGUUUAUUUGUUUUGUAUCCUUGCUUUAAAUUUAUGUCUUAGCCUUUUUUGAAAGGCUGUUGCUACAUGUUUUGGGUUAGUAUUUUACUAUUGUUAAUGUUCUACUACACAAAAUAUUCCAUAAUCUCACAGUGUUAAACUGCUUGACUAUAAAACAAUAUCAUUCCA